AUGGCCAGCUCGUGUCUUCAGAUAUUCGGCUUCUUGCUCGCACUUUUGGGUCUGUCCGCCACCAUCGCCGCUACUUUUAUGGUGGAAUGGAAAAAACAGUCUCAAGGAAAGACGCACAAGAUUUACGACGGUCUGUGGAUGAGCUGCAGCGGAUACGAGAGGACGACGUGCGAGGUCCACGAGUCCAUCUUCAAACUCUCUGUGGAGAUCCAAGCCACCAGAGCAGUCAUGUUGCUCAGUAUAUUCCUGUCUGGCGUGGGGCUCCUGGUGUCCACUUUGGGGAUGAAGUGCACCCGCUUUUUGGACGGGAAUAAGGAGACCAAGGCCCACACGGCUUUGACUGGAGGCAUCAUCUUCAUCUCUGCAGGUCUUUUGUCUCUCAUCAUCACCUCCUGGUAUGUCAGCCAGAUUGUCCACUCUUACAAGCUGGCCCAUCGUCUUCAAAGUUUUGAGUUUGGGAAGGCGGUUUUCGUCAGCUGGGCCGGGAGCCUCCUCAGUAUUGUAGGUGGAGUGUUUCUGUGUUAUCGCAGGUGUUCACGCAGAACUGAUGCCUUUUCAGUCAAUCACCUGCUUCCCACAAGUCAACCCAGAUCCAACUACGUCUGA
This is a messenger RNA of Knipowitschia caucasica, 606 nucleotides long. The record is from the annotation of a GenBank genome assembly. NCBI's taxonomy places the organism in Eukaryota, Metazoa, Chordata, Actinopteri, Gobiiformes, Gobiidae.